Messenger RNA from Coregonus clupeaformis (lake whitefish), 5570 nucleotides. RefSeq names its product zinc finger and BTB domain-containing protein 44-like. The record is from RefSeq and is a predicted model, not a curated record. The coding region runs from base 367 to 2235 and encodes 622 amino acids. The transcript is spliced from 6 exons. Gene Ontology annotation, molecular function: DNA-binding transcription factor activity, RNA polymerase II-specific; RNA polymerase II cis-regulatory region sequence-specific DNA binding; protein binding. NCBI's taxonomy places the organism in Eukaryota, Metazoa, Chordata, Actinopteri, Salmoniformes, Salmonidae. Gene Ontology annotation, biological process: regulation of transcription by RNA polymerase II; positive regulation of gene expression.
UUAGCAAAGGGAGGCUAGCUAAAGAACCUUAACGAAACGGUACAAAAAUUAACGUUUUGUAAACCUUUUAAAAACAACUUGAGCUAUCGACAGCUCCAAGUAUUAAUGAAAAUCUCAAAUUUAUCUGUGUUUGGCCAACGAAUGCUUCCCAAACACAAGGAAUUCAAAAGAACGGGCUAAAUCGGCACCGAUAACAACCAGACUGCUUGCAAGCUAGGCUGCUUUGUGCUGCUGCACGCACAGCUGUGGUGUGUUUACAUCGGCCUCAUUUGACUCCACAACCCGAGGCCGAUCAACAGACCGAAUCACACACUGUUCUAUCUACUGAAGGUGAACGCCCUCCAGAGCAAGUACGCUAAGACAAAGAUGGGGGUCAAAACCUUUACCCACAGUUCCCCCGCGCACAGUCAAGAGAUGCUGGAAAAGCUAAACGCCCUGCGCAACGAGGGCCACCUCUGCGACGUCACCAUCCGGGUCCAGGACAAGUUGUUUCUGGCGCACAAGGUGGUGCUGGCCUGCUGCAGCGAGUUCUUCCGCUCCAAACUAGUGGGCAGGCCUGAGGAGGAGGACAAGUUUGUGUUGGACUUGCACCACGUCACGGUGAGCGGCUUCACCCCCCUGCUGGAGUACGCCUACACCUCCACCCUCUCCAUCAACACAGAGAACAUCAUCGACGUUUUAGCCGCCGCCAGUUACAUGCAGAUGUUUGCCGUGGCGAGCACGUGCUCGGAAUUCAUGAAGUCCAGCAUCCUCUGGAGCGCCGGGAACAUGGGGCAGGAGAAACCGCAGGAGUCGGCUCUUGGCGAGAGCACUUCCUCCCACUGCGCUUUGACCCCGUUGGACAGCAGCCUGUCGCCUGUAUCGUCUGACUGCAGCGUGAUGGAGAGGAACAUCCCUGUGUGUCGCGAGUCACGCCGCAAACGUAAGAGCUUUAUCAUGAUGUCGCCAGAGAGCCCACUCAAAUGCACCUCACAGAUCACCUCGCCGCAGAUGCCCAACCCAUCGCCCUCUUCCUUCUCGGAGAGCGCCACCCAGCCUGUGGACUCUUCCCUGGCUUUCCCGUGGACCUUUCCCUUCGGUAUCGACCGUAGGUUCCACCAGGAUAAGCAGCCCAAGCUUCCCGAGAGCCCACGUCGUCUGGAACAGGCAGGGCCCUCGGACGUGAGCCGCCGGCUGAGUGAUUUCCUCACCUGUGAAAGCUCCAUUAAGGCACCGUUGUCGCUGGCCGGCACCGAGGAGAACGUGCGUGUGAAGGUGGAGAGGCUAAGUGACGAGGAGGUCCAGGACACGUCGUCGCAGCCCGUCAGUGCAUCCCAGAGUUCCCUGAGCGACCAGCAGACAGUGCCCUGCAGCGAACAGGUCCAGGAGGACCUCCUCAUCAGCCCGCAGUCCUCCUCCAUAGGUUCGUUAGAUGAGGGAGUCACAGAAGGGUUGCCUUCAAUGCAAAGUACAUCCAAUGCUGGAGGUCAUGCUGAGGAUGAUGAAAGAUUAGAAAGCCUCCAGUACCCUUACCACUUAUACAUAAGCCCUUCAACCCGCCCUGGCACUAACGGGCCUGACAGACCUUUCCAGUGCCCCACGUGUGGCGUCCGAUUCACCCGCAUACAGAACUUAAAGCAACAUAUGCUCAUCCACUCUGGCAUUAAGCCCUUCCAGUGUGAUCGCUGUGGGAAAAAGUUCACACGGGCCUACUCCCUAAAGAUGCACCGGCUGAAGCACGAAGGUAAACGCUGUUUCCGGUGCCAGAUUUGUAGUGCCACAUUCACGUCCUUCGGCGAAUAUAAGCACCACAUGAGGGUCUCCCGCCACAUAAUCCGCAAGCCCCGGAUUUACGAGUGCAAAACGUGCGGCGCCAUGUUUACCAACUCUGGCAAUUUAAUUGUACACCUGCGGAGUCUGAACCAUGAGGCAUCUGAACUAGCAAACUACUUCCAGAGCAGUGAUUUCCUCAUGCCCGACUACCUGAGCCAAGUGCAGGAGGAGGAGACUCUCGGGCAGUACGAGCUGGUGGAGCACGGCUUCGAAGGCAACAACUCGUCUGUCCAGAUGCCGGUCAUCUCCCAGGUCUCCUCCACCCAGAAUUGCGAAAGCAGCACCUUCCCCCUGGACCCUUUAUCCCUGAAGGACGAAAACGUGUCAGAGGAGCCAAAGACAAACGGCAGUAGCAGCUCCCCGGACGGCUCGGAGGAGGAGAACGCCCACAUCAAAGAACUGGCUUCUAUUACGAUUGAGUGACCGUCACCUCCUAAUUGUUCCCCCUUCCAAUCCAAAGCCCUGACUUUGGAAAGUGCCUGAGAUUGCCCUUCUUUAACGAGCAUCACUAGAAUUAGAGGUCUUAACUUUGCUAACAGUGACAAGUAGUUUCUUUCCUUACUUAUUGGAUUAUUGUUUUUGCAUAAUGAUAGUUCAUAUGAUAGACGCUGUGUUACUUCUUGAGUGCCGUCGCUUCGGGCAAACUGUUAGUGUUACAAAAUAUUAUUUGAUAAUCAAAUACUACGUUGGAUUUUGUCGUGGUUUAUGUGAGAGGUGUGUAUUUAUUCCUUUGUGAAUAGGAACACAGUACAUUUUAAACCUUUUUUUCCUUCUUUUUUUUAAAAACUUGAAAUUGCAUUGCAGAGCUCUCAUUGUCUCUCACUUUCGUUAUGCGCAAUAUGAAUGAACUGUAGCUUCUACACUUCACUUGUAUUGGGUGUUGUUCAUAAUUUAGGUAUCUACUGGUGGCUUAGACUCUUAAAGGCCGGGUCACAAAGGCAUGGCAGCAUUUUAUUUCAUAUGUGAAGUCAGUCGUUAAAUCAUCAAGAGAGACGCACUGCAGCGGCUGCGCUUUCCGAUAUCUGGAACAGCUAGGCUAAGUUCAAAUGUGUAGUUAAUUUGUCAGACCUAUUUCAUUAGAAAUACUUGUCCCUAACAGUUUGUGUAUGAUGGAAGUCUCUAUACAGACGUAUUUGUAAUAUGUCAGCUGUGUGACAAAAAACGAGUGUUACUAUAACUACAAUGGUUAAAUGGUUGUUGUUUUUUAUGUCACCACAGUGACGUAGAAGUAAUAUGUCACCGUAAGUGACAUAUAACUACUAUGCUUCAAUGUCACUAUUUUGACAUAUUAUAAUGAGACCAUGUUGCAUUUGGUGGAGCAUGUGUUGGUAGGAAUAUUCCUACCUAAAUUUACACAGACUGUUUACUUUGGACAUGACAUUUCAGAAGCUAGUGUCUUGAAUGUGGGUGACAUUCUUUGGACUAACGGUCUACUAAUCAAGUGGUCAGCACAUUAGAAUUUGUAGCUGGGUGCCUUGCUUUUACUGUGAGUUGAGUUUUGUAAUUAAGUGUAUAUGGAGCCAGGAGAGGUCUUCAAUGACAUGGCCAACAUGACAUUGCUUUGUAUCAUUAAGUGUGAUCGAUAGAUAUUUUCAUCUUCAUAAUGUUUUAGGUUCACCUUGAGAUUUUCGGGUACAGGUUAAUUUUCUUUGUCAUUGCUUUUCAACAGAAAUCUUGCCCUAGCUUGGACACCUGUUACAUUGAGCCAUCACUAGUCAGUUGCACAUCAACAUGCCUUUAUAAUAAGGUGGGGAUACUCCAUUGAUUAAAUGCUACUGAUAUUUAUUUUUUCAUUAAGUGUUUCAUGCCAUUUAAGUGUAGUCCUUAUCAAUUCACUCAAUCUUGGUAGUCCUGCAAAAAAACUAAAAAUGACUUUUGCGUGCCAAAGAAAUGCUAAAUAGAUUAGAAACUGCGAUGGUAAAAUUUGUUGGUAUUGAAUUCUUGACAUCUCAACCAGGAAUUUGAGAUUGGAGUUUUAAAAAUAUUAUCAGGAAAAUAUGAAUUUGAUUACAUUUCAAAUGAUGAAUCAGUUGUUGUUGUUUUUUUUACCUCUUUUUUUUCUUCAUUUUAGCAGACACUCUUAUCCAGAGCGACUUACAGUAGUGAGUGCAUAUCUUGGGUUCAGAGAAGUAACAUCAUAGUGUGUUUUACAAUCAUAGAAUGGGUGCUCAGAGAUUUGUUUUAUGAUUGUCUCGUGCCAUCCAAUCAACCGUUCCUAAAAGAUGUGGCAUUUAGCUUAACUACCCUAUGUCUGGGUAACAAUCAAGCUCUCCUAUUGGACCAAAUGUUCCCAAUCCCUUUGGGGUUGGCGUAUCUACCAUUUUAAUUUAUCGUUGCUGUUGACAUCAUAAAGUAAUGAGGUAAUCAUGCUUGGUUUCCCCAUGCUAUUGAAAUAUUGUGCACGGGAAAUGUCAUUUUCGCUCCGAUAGACACUGUAUCGUACUGUGCGUUGGAGAAACUAUAGCCUUAUAUAGGACCUUGCAUAGAUUCAAGCUGCACAAUUUAAAAUCUUUAGAGACAUUUAAUUUUUUCUUACGUUUGAGCAUUUGAACGCUUAAGUAAGCUUGUGUUUUGCGUGUGUUUGUUUCUGUUUGUAUUCAUAUACCUUUUUCAUAAAGAAAUGCUGCUGUUUGUUGAAACUUAAAGUGCCCAAAUAUUUUUGGUGAACCUAUUGUGUGCAAUAAAUGGACAAGCUGUUGGGUUCUAAGUUUAUAUUUUAUGUCUGAAUAAUGAAAGAAAAGAAUGUACUGUUUUCGUAUUGUUGUGUACUUACAAUGUGACAAAUUAACUGAAGAAAAAUAAGCGAGAAUCCACUAAAUCUGUGAAAUCAUGAACAAAGCUUAAUUGUUUUUUUUUAUUAGUAAAAAAAAAAAGUGACUCCUAGGAUUGUGGAAUGCACGUUCAUUUGAAAGUCCUGUGAAUCUGAGAGCAUGAGCUUUCUUCUGUUUGCUGUUCAAUAAGGCCUUGUUGAGGUGAGAGGUGUUAGACCUCAGCACGUAUCAGCUUUUUGUUCUUGAUUCUUCUCCAACUAAAGUUUUUACAGAUAUUAGCAUGUCUUUCCUUUGUUCCCCAGAUGUAGCUUCUCUUAUGUGCAAUGUUUAAAAAAUGUAUUGAUUAUAUAUGCCUUUUCAAUGUGUACAUGAUAUAUACAUUUCCUGGUUCAUAUUGUUUGUUGAAAAUAUGAAAAAAUGGUAGCUCUUAGUUAUACAUUAUAUAUUUUUGUGACUUUUGUAUUACGAUUGCUGUUUUAUGAGUAUACCAUCUUUUGGAUAUUCUUGUUAAAUGUGAAUACAACAAAAUGGUUAAGGAAUGUGGGCGUUUUACUGUUCACUUUGUGACUGUCUGCAAACAAACAUAUAUAUAUAUUGUAUAUUCUUUAUACUGUAGAUUCAUUUCCAACUUAGUUUGGAUGAUUGAAAGGUGUUGUAUUUUCUGACUUUGAUAUUUAAUCUAUAGUUUCAUUUAAUGGUUUUAAACAUCCCCGUAAUGCAAUUCGCACAUGGUGCAAGAGCAAAAAUGUUUGUGGUUUCAUAAGCAAGUAUUUACUUAGACAGUGUUGAAUAUUAAACUUUUCCAGAUCAUUUCCAAGAUUAACUGUUCUAAACUGAUGAAACCACUUUGUACUGCUAUACAGUUAAUGGAUGUUCCCAAUUCUGAUCUGUGUUUUUUCCUUAUUUGCAAUUAUAUUGUGAAGAGGGGUGUUUUUGUACAGUACAAAAAACAACUAAAAUGUAAAUAAAAACUUGCAUCGACUCCCA